CCUCAAACUUCGUUCCGACUUCCCGUUCCUGUUCGGAUGAUUUGUGAUGGUUUCUGAUUGUCGAUUGUAACAAUUACAUAAAAAAAGCAAUGCCACUAGACCUCAGAGGUGUCAAGUUUAGAGAGAGCUGAUAUGAGUGGGGAGCACGAGCAUUCACCGUUAUCAUCGUCUUCAUCAUCAUCAUCCACACCCACCACAGUCAUGUCCAGUAUAGAUGUGAAGCCCAAGAUAUUAUGUGGAAGAGAGAGACCUGUGUACAAGCAUGCACAACAUGCGCAUAAGGCUUUUGAGUCCUUGAAUGAAAUGCGCAGAAUGGGCCUGCUUUGUGAUGUCUGCCUGGUUGCUGGGGAUCUGGAGCUCCACUGCCACAAGUCUGUGCUCGCCGCAUGUAGCCAGUAUUUCUUCGCCAUGUUCACCAAUGAAAUGUCUGAAUCAAAAGCUAGCCGGAUCGUGCUUUUGGAAAUAGACCCCUCAGCCCUUUCCCUCCUUAUUGACUUUGUCUACACAUCAGAGAUUCAUGUCACAGAGGACAAUGUACAGACCCUGCUACCAGCUGCCAACAUUCUCCAAGUAACAGAAGUGCGAGAAGCAUGCUGUGAAUUCCUCCAGGCUCAGUUGCAUCCCUCCAACAGCCUCGGCAUACGAGACUUCGCUGAUCUCCAUGCCUGCACCGAUCUCUUCAACUAUGCUCAGACGUACACAGAACAACACUUCACAGAUGUGGUUCACUAUGAUGAAUUUCUUUCCAUGGGUGUGGAGGCAGUGUGCAAACUCAUUUCCAGUGAUAGACUAACUGUUUCUUCAGAGGAGCAGGUAUAUGAGGCUGUGAUGUCCUGGGUCCACCACAAUUUACCAGCCAGACAAGAGUAUGUAGAACAGCUGCUAGAAAAUGUGCGACUACCACUCAUGAACCAAGAGUACAUUGUGCAGAAGGUGGAAGAGGAGCCCCUCGUCAAAGCAAAUUCUAGGUGUAAAGACUACCUCAUUGAGGCUAUGAAAUAUCACUUGCUGAAAACUGACCAAAAACCCUUGUACAAAACACCACGUACUCAGCCAAGAAACCCUAUUGGGCUGCCUAAGGUAUUACUUGUGAUAGGAGGCCAAGCUCCUAAAGCCAUCCGUAGUGUUGAAUGUUACGAUUUCCAAGAGGAGCGGUGGUACCAGUUGGCCGAAAUGCCUUCCCGGAGAUGCAGAUGUGGUGUCGCUGUUUUGAAUGGUCUGGUCUACGCAGUGGGAGGAUUCAACGGCUCUUUGCGGGUCAGAAGUAUAGACGUAUACGACCCGUUGAAAGAUACGUGGAACUCGUGCCCCAGCAUGGAGGCUCGCCGCAGCACCCUGGGAGUUGCAGUUCUCAAUGGCAACAUCUACGCUGUCGGGGGUUUUGAUGGUGCUGCUGGUUUAGAUACAGCUGAAUAUUUUGAUGUGAGAGCUGGACACUGGAAGUCUAUGGCCAGUAUGAGCACAAGGCGGAGCAGUGUCGGAGUGGGCGUCGUUGGUGGUCUUCUGUAUGCUGUUGGUGGCUAUGACGGCGCCUCCAGACAAUGUCUGAGUUCUGUCGAAUGUUACAGCCCACUGUGUGAUGUCUGGUCAAAUGUUGCAGAAAUGUCUUGCCGAAGAAGUGGUGCCGGUGUUGGAGUUGUCGAUGGACUAUUGUACGCUGUGGGGGGACAUGACGGGCCUUUAGUGAGGAAGAGUGUAGAAGCUUACAACCCAGAAUCCAACUCUUGGUCUGCCGUUGCUGACAUGCACAUGAGUCGCAGAAAUGCUGGUGUGGUUGCCAAUGGCAACAAGUUGUACGUCGUAGGAGGCGAUGAUGGAUCUUCAAAUCUGGGCUCUGUUGAAGUGUAUGACCCAUCAACCAACAAGUGGACAUUACUCCAGUCAAGCAUGAUGACCGGCAGAUCGUAUGCUGGGGUCACAGUUAUAGAAAGGCCACUAAUUUAGAUUUUGUGGCUGGACUUGUUAGUGCAUCAUCCAGAACCUGAUCACUCAACAGCCUAUGUCUCAUAAAGGUGCUCAAAGUAUUCAAGAGAAAAGGAUGCAAUUUAUGUCACUGCAUGUUUUAAACUGGUGAGCUAUAUUUUUACAGAAAUUUAGGCGAACUCUUUCCAAAUUCAUCUGAAGUAGCUAGCAGUAAUGAUGAGAUUAAAUUAUUGUUAUUCACACACAGUCACUCAGAGCUACACAAUAUGUUUUCAUGAUUAUGGACAUGUGAAGUUGAAUGCAAACUGAACUAUUUGUCAAAUUGUUCACUUUUUACCUUUCAACUUUAAGAAAAUUGAAGUUUUAAAAUAGACCGGCAGUGGCUAGAUUGCAAAUUUAUGCUUGCGUUCACAUAUCACUAUCCUUUCCAUUUAUGCUGUAAGACAAAAUAUUUGCAGAGUUGCUUAUGUCGGGUUUAUGACUCGUCUCUUGCUUGCAUCAUAUGUCUACAGUUGUUUUUUAAUUGACGUAAUCCUGUCAUGGCGAACAUGCGCACAUUUCACCUGCUGGUGAAGCCUCGCACCCUGAAUAACAGAAGCAUAGUGUUCACAGAUACAUGCGAAGAAUGUCCAAUGACUGUGCAUCAGUGUGAAUAAAACUGUCCGUGCCACCUUUUUGAGUAUAGUGACGCUAUGUGUAGAAGUGAUGAGAAAUGUUUAAAUUAUAAUUUCAUAACUCUUAAAAAUAUACUUAGUUUCAGUUUCAGUUAAUAACGAAAAACUUGGAUUGCUUUAUGUUCUUUAAUGAAAGUGAUAAUUUUAGUUAUAUACAGGAUAUAGGUUGUUGUAAGGUUCUUGAAAGCAAACUUAGAAUUGUUGCAAUUUAAACUUGUGAACUCUCAGUCUUAAUGGUGGAUUUAGCUCUCACCUUACUAGACUGCUCAUCAUACAUGCAGCUGUAUUGGAAACUGUCAAUGUUGCUGGGUGAUCAAAUAAAAUUGAUCUGAAGGUUUCCACAGUUUCUGAAGGUUUCCACAGUUUUUGAGAGAACAGUGCUUUUGUUGGGUUGGGUUUCAGCUUUGUUGGUUGGAUUGUGUGUGUUCAUGUGCACGCGAUAGAGAGAGAGA
Aplysia californica (California sea hare) is the source of this 3049-nucleotide messenger RNA. RefSeq names its product kelch-like protein 2. Lineage: Eukaryota; Metazoa; Mollusca; Gastropoda; Aplysiida; Aplysiidae. The record is from RefSeq and is a predicted model, not a curated record. The coding region runs from base 133 to 1944 and encodes 603 amino acids. Gene Ontology annotation, molecular function: protein binding. The transcript has 13 exons.